AUGAUCAACAAAAGAGAGAAGAAAGGAGAAGCACUUCACCGCCAAACCCCCAAAGUUGAUGAAGUCACCAGGAUUCGCAUUUCCCAGAUUCUAGAACAGUUCCGAGCUUCCAAAGAUGAAGUGUACCAGUUUGAUGCUGGUUUGUCCAACCAAGAGCGUGCUUUGGUGCAUCAAAUGUCCCUUAAAAUGGGGUUUAGAUCUAAAAGUUCUGGACUUGGGAAGGACAGAAGAGUGUCUGUUCAAAAAAUAAAAAAGAAGUCUGACACUAAUAAUGGGUUUGGAAGUCUUCCUCAUUUCACAUUUUCUGAAGAGGCAAAGUGGGUGCUGGGUGAUUUAUUUGCUCAUUAUCCUCCUGGUGAUAGAGACUUGUGGGAGAUGGUUGGAGAAAAUAGUGGCACCUCUACUGACAAAACAAAACAGAAGCAGGAUGAUAUUUUCCGCAGGCCCUCUAUGACCAAAGCUGAAAUUGCUAGGAGGUUGGAAGCUCUUGCUUCUAGAAUUAACAACGUCUCUAACUUGAAACAGAUCAUUGAAGAUAGAUCUAAGCUUCCAAUUGCAUCUUUCAAGGAUGCAAUUACAUCAACUGUGGAAAAUCACCAGGUUAAUUUAAAAUUCUGCUUUGUAAAUUUGCCUUUGGAUAUGAAUCUACUUGGUAGCUUGGGUGUAGUUCUCAUAUCUGGUGAAACUGGCUGUGGAAAGACUACGCAGGUCCCGCAGUUUAUUUUGGAUCAUAUGUGGGGUAAGGGAGAGGUAUGUAAAAUAGUUUGUACUCAGCCGCGACGGAUCUCUGCAAUGUCAGUUUCUGAGAGAAUAGCCACUGAGAGAGGAGAGACUAUUGGAGAAAAUGUGGGAUAUAAGAUACGGUUAGAAAGCAGAGGAGGAAGGCAAUCAUCAAUUGUGCUAUGUACUACUGGAGUGCUAUUAAGGGUUUUGGUUUCCAAAGGUUCUCAUUCGUCUAAGAAAGGGCACAUGAAGGAUGACAUUUCUGGAAUCACUCACAUAAUUAUGGAUGAAAUUCAUGAAAGGGAUCGAUACUCAGACUUCAUGUUAGCAAUCAUCAGAGACAUGCUCCCUUCACAUCCUCAUCUACGUCUGAUAUUAAUGAGUGCCACUAUUGAUGCUGUGAGAUUUUCUCAAUAUUUUGGGAGCUGCCCAAUCAUCAGUGUUCCGGGCUUCACUUAUCCGGUGAAAACUUUCUAUUUGGAGGAUGUACUUUCUAUUGUAAAAUCUAGGAAUGAUAAUCAUCUUGAUAGUACCACUUGUAGUACUUCAAUAAACACUACUCAGCUAAGUGAAGAAGAGAAACUUUCUAUCGAUGAAGCUAUUAAUUUGGCUUGGUCUAAUGAUGAGUGGGACACGCUGUUAGAGUUGGUUUCUUCUGAAGGAACACCAGAACUCUUUAAUUACCAACAUUCUUUAACUGGCGUUACUCCAUUAAUGGUCUUUGCUGGGAAAGGUAAAGUGGGUGAAAUGUGCAUGCUCUUAUCUUGUGGGGCAGAUUGCUAUUUAAAGGACCAGAAUGGAAUGACUGCACUGGAGAUCGCUCAAAGGCAAAACCAACUAGAAGCAGCCGAAAUUUUGAAGAAGCACUUGGACAAAGAUUUUUGCAACUCCACAGAAGAGAAGAAGCUACUUGAUAAAUAUCUAUCAACAGUCAACCCAGAACUUGUUGAUGUUGUUUUGAUAGAGCAGCUGAUAAGAAAAAUAUGUAUUGAUUCAACAGAUGGGGGAAUCCUUGUUUUUCUUCCAGGCUGGGAUGAAAUAAAUAGAACACGUGAGAAUUUGUUUGCAUCAUCGUUUUUUAAGAAUACCUCAAUGUUUAUGCUCAUAUCUCUGCAUUCAAUGGUUCCGAGCAUGGAACAAAAGAAGGUUUUUAGGCGCCCACCUCAUGGUUGCCGCAAAAUUGUACUGUCAACAAAUAUUGCUGAAACGGCUAUCACCAUUGAUGAUAUAGUGUAUGUCAUAGACACUGGACGAAUGAAAGAAAAAAGUUAUGAUCCUUAUAACAAUGUGUCAACCCUUCAAUCAUCUUGGAUUUCAAAAGCAAGUGCUAAGCAGCGAGAGGGACGAGCUGGCCGCUGUCAACCUGGAAUAUGUUAUCAUCUUUACUCAAGGACUCGAGCAGCUUCCUUGCCAGAUUUUCAAAUUCCAGAAAUUAGGAGAAUACCUAUUGAGGAGCUUUGUCUGCAGGUAAAGUUGCUAGAUCCAAAUUGCAAAGUAGAAGAAUUUCUAUCCAAGACGUUAGAUCCUCCAGUUUUUGAGUCCAUACGCAAUGCUAUUACAGUUCUUCAAGAGAUUGGGGCAUUUUCAAAUGAUGAAAAGCUCACCCAACUAGGGGAGAAGCUUGGUUCUCUUCCUGUUCACCCAUCAAUCUGCAGAAUGCUUUUUUUUGCUAUACUGAUGAAAUGCCUUGAUCCAGCUUUAACUCUUGCGUGCGCAUCUGAGUAUAGAGAUCCAUUUACACUUCCAAUGUUACCAGACGAAAAGAAAAGAGCUGCAGCUGCUAAAUCUGAGCUUGCUUCUUUAUAUGGGGGUUGUGGUGAUCAGUUUGCUGUAUUGGCUGCAUUCGAAUGCUGGAAUAAUUCAAAGCAAAUGGGUCUAGAAGUACGGUUUUGUUCUCAGUAUUUUGUGUCUUCAAGUGCCAUGCAUAUGUUAUCUGGCAUGCGCAGGCAACUUCAGGCGGAACUAAUUCGAAAUGGGUUUAUCCAUGAAGAUGCUUCAAGUUACAGUGUGAAUGCAUCUGAGGUUGGUGUGCUCCAUGCGGUUUUGGUUGCAGGAUUAUAUCCAAUGGUUGGGAGAUUUAUACAAAAUAAAGGUGGAAAAAGGUUUAUAGUUGAAACAGCAAGUGGUGAUAAAGUUCGCUUGCACAAUCAUUCUACAAAUUUCAAGUUGUCAUUCAAGAAAAAUUUAGAUCACUCUUUAAUUGUGUACGAUGAGAUUACUCGUGGUGACGUGGGUAUGAACAUAAGGAACUGCACAGUCGUUGGACCACUUCCACUGUUGCUGCUUUCAACAGAGAUUGCAGUUGCUCCAGCAAAAGAAAAUGACGAUGGGGAUGAGGAUGAUGCAGGAGGGAGUGAAGAUGAAGUUGGAAGUGAAGAUGGGAUGGAGUUAGAUGCCAAGUCCAGUGGAGGCCGUGAGGAUAAGUUGAUGUCUUCUCCUGAUAACAUGGUUAAAGUAAUCAUGGACCGUUGGCUUUAUUUUCGUUCAACAGCAAUUGAUGUUGCUCAGCUAUACUGCUUGAGAGAGCGAUUAUCAGCAGCAAUUUUAUACAAAGUGACACAUCCAAGGAAUGAUCUUCCUCCCAUCUUGGCGGCUUCUAUGCAUGCAAUAGUUUGUAUUCUGUCUUGUGACGGGUGCAUUGGUGUGCCAGCAAUUUCAGAAGGUGCGGACUCAGUAACCACUAUGGUAAAUGCUACAACUUUAGGCAAGCCAGUAACUAGGCGAUUUGGAAAGAGACCAAAAGGAUCCCUUGUAGAGCUUAUGAAUUAUGAUGGCCGCCAAAACUCUGGGCCUUCUAAAACCUAG
This is a messenger RNA of Sphenostylis stenocarpa, 3528 nucleotides long. The record is from the annotation of a GenBank genome assembly. NCBI's taxonomy places the organism in Eukaryota, Viridiplantae, Streptophyta, Magnoliopsida, Fabales, Fabaceae.